AUGGCAUACAACCUACGACCACGGAAGAAAAACAAAGUGGACGGGCUCCGUCCCAAACCCGAUGCCGAGACCAAGUCCUCUCCGUCCCACCCGCUGCCGAUGUUCCCGCCAACGCCUCUGAAUGGGCCCAUCCAGACGCCUCUGAUCGCCCGUCUACCCACCGAGCUUUUAACCACCAUCUUCUCUCUCGUGGGUCCCUUUGAGAAAUCGGAACCAUAUACAUGCCACAUCAGGAAUGCAGAGACAUGGAUGGGAUGGGUGCCACUCAUGCUGGUGUGUCGGCACUGGCGCAACGUCGGUAUCGCAACUCCGUGGUUAUGGCGCAGGAUCAGCAUCACCUGUAACUUGGAGGCGCUGCAGUACCGUCUCUCGCGCACAGUGGAUUGCACCAUAGACUUGUUCCUGUCCCGCUUGCGCGAAGAAAACGAAAAGGCUAUGCCUCUGCUGCUGCCCUUCGCGCGCAGCAUCCGCUCCAUCCAUAUACCCGAGUACACGCGGUCGCGACGGCGCCGAGUACGCUUUAAGACCGAUGACCUGCCCUGCCUCAAACCGCUGUUCGAGGUCCCCCUCCCUGUACUCGAGCACAUCGAUUUUAGCAAGCUUCAAAGGCCGUACGAAGGUCCGCUUGAGGCCCCGUUUGACCUCGGACUGUCGGAGAAGCUGCAUCCCGGCAUCCUUCGGUUCGUUGUGCCCUCCUACAUCAAGAUGCCUUCUACACCGAGUUUCUGGAGUGCACUGCGCGAGCUCGACGUCCGCUUCGAGAUGUCUGAGGACCGUCGGACGCGCUUGGACGAUUUCCUCCAAGUUGUGGCCGGCGCUCCCUACCUCGAGUCUCUGGUGGUCUUGGGCACUCUGUUGUCACUCACGCUGAGUGAGAAGGACACCUCCCCCUCGACCGUUGGUGUCCCUACCUCUCUGUAUCGGCUCUCCAGACUCCGGACAAUUCAUCUUGAUGGCGAGCUCACCUUUAUCGCCCCGAUCCUGCAGAGGAUCGACGCGCCCGCAUUGAGCGUCCUCCACAUCAGCGCCUCUAUACCUCCGAAUGUCGACAUUGCCGAAUCAGCCGCACUGCUGUUUCCGCCGCCUCUCCGCCGUGUUCUCUCAAAAUGCAAGGCUCUGUACGUCUCCAGGAAUCACUCAUGGGACUUCCAAAUUUGUUCGGCCGCCGUUUUCAAACCCGACUAUAUCCGGAAUCAAGAGGACGCAAUGCGUGUGCCUCUGUACUUCCGGGUCACCCGCUACCAGCUCUCCUCGCAGCUCAGCACGGCCAUCGGCGUGUUGUGUGACGGAUUCUGUACCGCGCCGCUACGGACACUCUCUUUCGAGGGGUUUUACGAUGCCGCCCCCGUUGCCGCUUGGAGACUGCUUCAGGCGGCGUUCCCCGACUUGCAGAUCGUCCGAAUUCAAAGCGAGGGUCUAUGGGUUAUCUACCACUUCUUUCUCGCGCUCCGAGAGCUGGCGCUCAAGGGCGGAUGGCCAUUGCUUUCGCGCCUAGAGGUCGAUUUUGGCUUUCAGUCGAACUACAACUCCUUGGGGUGGCACUUUGUCUUGCAACCCCUCUUGGAGGCCGCCCGCGCUUGGCACGAGCAGAAACUGCGCCUCGACGAAAUAAUUCUGCAGCGCCUGCACAUCACGCGGUGGCAAUUUGGGCCCCAUAGGUGGGCGCUCUUGACCAUCGCCGCGCUAUGCGACCGCUUCAUCCUUCGCAACUUCCUCGUCGAUGGCAGGUUGUUCUACGACGCGUUCCAUCCGGUAUGGAGGCUUUUGAAGAAUGCAAAAUAUCAGGUGUCGACAGGACAGCAAACGGAAAACACCGAGGACCCGAAGCAGGAUGUUAUGGAUGGCACAGAAGCAGGUUCGUUGGGGGUUGAAUUGCCCGAGAUAGGAGGCGUGAGACAGCUUCGAGAGAAGGUCUUGACGCAAUUGCUGCAAUGGUUCUGUGAGUAUGGCACUCCAGAACACGGGCUACUUUCCCCUAACUAA
Dichomitus squalens LYAD-421 SS1 is the source of this 1983-nucleotide messenger RNA. RefSeq lists its product as uncharacterized. The transcript is spliced from 3 exons. Gene Ontology annotation, molecular function: protein binding. The record is from RefSeq and is a predicted model, not a curated record. The coding region runs from base 1 to 1983 and encodes 660 amino acids. Lineage: Eukaryota; Fungi; Basidiomycota; Agaricomycetes; Polyporales; Polyporaceae.